AUGUCAUUUGACAACAUCCAGUGGCGUGAGCCAGGGGUGAGGCAUAGUUCAGCGAUGAGAAGUGAGGGCGAAGGUGCGAGUGGCUAUGAGGCCGAUAGUGAUUCGUCUAGUGGUUCAUCUCCACGUCCAGAGGACUCGUCGAAUGUGCCUGUAGCAAACUUGAUCGAUUUUGAUACCCCAAUAGAGAACCCCGUUCCUCACGAUAAUAUUUCAUCAGCAAAUUCUCUUUUCCUGGAUCUUGGACCAUCUCCGUCGUCUACAGUAACUCCACAGAGACCGCAACAAGUUCCGGUGGCAGCUCCAGUUCCAGUUGGUCACUCAACGUUCUACACGACCACUAUCGAUCCCUUUUUCGAUCCCUUCAAAACGCCGACGAGUCCCAACGAUUCGAGCGCGGCACCGGUCAAACCCAAGAACAAGUGGGAGACCUUUGAAUAG
This is a messenger RNA of Cooperia oncophora, 438 nucleotides long. Lineage: Eukaryota; Metazoa; Nematoda; Chromadorea; Rhabditida; Trichostrongylidae. The record is from the annotation of a GenBank genome assembly.